This is a messenger RNA of Benincasa hispida (wax gourd), 1197 nucleotides long. RefSeq lists its product as uncharacterized. The record is from RefSeq and is a predicted model, not a curated record. NCBI's taxonomy places the organism in Eukaryota, Viridiplantae, Streptophyta, Magnoliopsida, Cucurbitales, Cucurbitaceae.
AUCCAAUUCUUGUUAUUCAACCUCUUAUUUUAGGGCAUCAAUGCCAUUUUCCCCGUCUUCACCUAAAACCCUUCAAAAUCCAUUCCUAGAAAACCAGUAAGAAUCACUCUCUGCGAUUCACAAACUCGAACCGAACACCAUGAAUUCCUUCGCCAACACCGCUAAUUUCGACAACCUUUUGCUUCAAACUCUCAUGGAGAGGCUCCAUAUUCGGCCCUCAAACAACAACCACAACAAUCCCCUUCUCUCCCAAUCCCUCGAAGAACUUCUCUUCGAUGCUGCCAAUCUCUCCGACGAUGACAACGAUGAAAACAAAACCCAGCUCGCUAAAGAGGAAUCGAAGCUCGAGAAAGAGAUUAUUCGCGUCAUUCUCGCCGGAAAUACCGAUUCUCUAAAACCCAAUUCCGGCCAGGCCGUCACCAUCGGCGAGCACCACAUAUGCGUGGCGUUUCACGAGGAGAAGGAUUCAGAUUUUCGAGUUUGGGAAUGGCACGGCCAUGUCAUGUUGUUUGAUGAAGAAGAUGGAUACUCGCCGGAGUAUAUAUAUGGGAAUUACUUUGAGAGGCUUCGGGGGAAGGUCAACCGUGAGUUGAAUAAACGGAAGGAGGAAGAAGAGGAGGAGGACGAGGAGGAAGAAGAAGAUGAUGAAAAAGAGGAGAAGGUGGGCAAAUUGGGUCUUCGGGAGCUGAUUGAUGGCGGUGAUUCGACUGCCGCUCGGAUUCUUCAUCGUAAUGUCAGCGCCAGUUCUCAAAGGAUAUGGCUGAUGAAGUAGAUGCUCCUCCUAGAAGCAUAAGUUGGGGACAUGGUUUAGUUUCUAGGAAAUUUAUGGUCACCCUGAAUGUAAGGCCAAAGAAAGCCUCUUUGGUGUACUUGCUUAUAAUUGUUUCUUAUGUGCUUUGAGAGUCCAUAUGUGAAGGUUAUAUUGUUGCUUGAUUGUGCUAGAAACUUGGAGUUCUUUUUUGGGUUUUCCCCCUCUUUUGGCUUCAGUUUGAAGGAAGAUUCAAUUCACUUUCGGGCUUGGACUCAUGCUAUUACCAUUAUUGCUAGAUCAAUUCACUUUCCCUCUGUUUAAACUAUAUCGAGACAGGGUCAAAUUCACAUCUGCAAAAACUUUGACUCACUUCCUCUGUCAUGAUGAUCAGUUUGCUGUUCUAACUUGAUGCCCGUAGACUUAUUCUAUUUCAUUAUACAUUUUAC